Molecule: messenger RNA, 5330 nt
Organism: Cebus imitator (Panamanian white-faced capuchin)
Lineage: Eukaryota; Metazoa; Chordata; Mammalia; Primates; Cebidae
Gene: TBC1D12
Product: TBC1 domain family member 12
Exons: 13
Coding region: 193-2472 (759 amino acids)
Source: RefSeq, a predicted model, not a curated record
CGGCUUUUGCGCGUGCGCGAGUCCUGGCGCGUGCCCGCCCUCCCGCAACUGUCCGACCCGGCGGGUGGGAGGGGUGGGUCUGGGAACGUUGCGGCGGCUGUCGCCGCGGCCCCAGCACCCAGAGCUGUUCUCCAACCAAGCCUGCGGUUGGAGUCCUUCCUUGCCUCCUGGGGCGGCAGCCACCGCCCCCAGAUGGUGGGUCCGGAGGAUGCCGGAGCCUGCUCGGGAAGAAACCCCAAGUUGCUCCCGGUGCCUGCGCCCGAGCCCGUGGGCCAGGACGGGAAGGUAAUCCGGGCCACUGGCGGCUUUGGCGGAGGCGUCGACGCUGUGGAGCCGCCGGAGGACGCUGAAGAGGAGGAGGAGACGCCGCCUCGCCAGCUCCUUCAGUGUUACCUCGCGGAGGCCGGGGAACAGCUGGAGCCGGGGCUCUGCCACUGUCCGCUCCCCGCUGGUCAGGCCGGCGCCCAGCCGCCCUCGGCAGCUCCAACAGCGGACGCCUGUCCGCUGGACUCGGGCUCCAAGCACCCCGGCGCGGAGGUGGCGGAUGGCCCCGCGCCGCGACACGGAGGCAUGACCAACGGCGACUCGGGCUUUCUGCCGGACCGGGACUGUCGCGAUCUGGAAGAGGCUCGCGGGCUGGCGCGCGCCGGCGGCCGGGAGUCGCGCCGCCGCCGCCCCUGCGGCCGCCUCCGCCUGGAGGGGCCUGGCGACCAGGACUCCGACGGCGCGGGCAGCCCGUCCGACUGGGCCUCGCCGCUUGAGGACCCGCUGCGGAGCUGCUGCCUGGUGGCCGCGGACGCCGAGGAGCCCGAGGGCGAGGGCAGCGGCUCCGGGAACAGCCCGGCCAGCAGCUGCAGCAGUAGCGAGUACUCGGAGCAGCCCGGGGCCGGCGCCGGGGGUCCCCAAGAGGGCGCGCCCUCUGGCCGCUCGGCCGAGAGGACUAGUGGGGGUGCGGAGCCGCGCCUGGGCUUUUCUGACAUUCACUUGAACUCUCGGAACACGUUCGAGGUGAGCCGCGGUCAGAGCGCCUGCGAUCACUUGCCCCCGGCGGGGCCGCCGGUGCCCUCGCCUGCCGCGGAGCAGGGUCCCGUGGGGACUUCGGCCCGGGCUCGACGGAGCGGCGGCUUCGCGGACUUCUUCGCCAGAAACCUUUUUCCAAAAAGGACAAAGGAACUCAAAUCAGUUGUCCAUAGUGCUCCUGGUUGGAAAUUAUUUGGUAAAGUCCCUCCUAGAGAGAAUCUUCAGAAAACAUCCAAAAUCAUUCAGCAGGAAUAUGAAGCACGGACAGGAAGGACCUGUAAACCACCACCUCAAUCUUCAAGACGUAAGAAUUUUGAAUUUGAGCCACUUUCUACCACUGCCCUGAUUCUUGAGGAUCGACCAUCAAAUCUUCCUGCCAAAUCUGUGGAAGAAGCUUUACGUCACCGACAAGAAUAUGAUGAGAUGGUGGCUGAAGCUAAAAAACGAGAAAUUAAGGAAGCACAUAAAAGAAAAAGAAUAAUGAAAGAACGAUUUAAGCAGGAAGAAAAUAUUGCAAGUGCAAUGGUAAUUUGGAUCAAUGAAAUACUGCCCAAUUGGGAAGUAAUUGUGGAAAAGAUGGUAAAGAAUAACAAAUUAAAAUUUGCAAAUAUAUUUCUUUCCUAUUUGUUCUUUCCCCCCCCAGAACUUUAUGAAAUCUUCCUCUCAAGAGCAAAAGAACGGUGGAAAAGUUUCAGUGAAACAAGUUCAGAGAAUGAUACAGAAGGUGUGUCUGUUGCUGAUCGAGAGGCCAGUCUGGAAUUAAUUAAGUUGGACAUAUCCCGUACAUUUCCAUCUCUCUACAUCUUUCAGAAGGGUGGCCCAUAUCAUGAUGUCUUACAUAGUAUUUUAGGGGCAUAUACAUGCUACAGACCUGAUGUUGGUUAUGUCCAAGGGAUGUCCUUCAUUGCAGCAGUACUCAUUCUCAAUUUGGAAGAGGCAGAUGCCUUUAUUGCAUUUGCAAAUCUCCUGAAUAAGCCAUGCCAGUUGGCCUUCUUUCGUGUGGAUCACAGCAUGAUGUUGAAAUAUUUUGCUACAUUUGAAGUAUUCUUUGAAGAAAAUCUCUCCAAAUUAUUUCUUCACUUCAAAUCUUACAGUCUUACACCAGAUAUAUACUUGAUAGACUGGAUCUUCACAUUAUAUAGCAGAUCACUACCACUUGAUCUGGCCUGUCGAGUCUGGGAUGUAUUUUGCAGAGAUGGGGAAGAAUUUUUAUUUAGGACUGGAUUAGGAAUACUUCGAUUAUAUGAAGAUAUUCUCCUGCAGAUGGACUUUAUUCAUAUAGCACAGUUUCUAACUAAAUUGCCAGAAGAUAUCACAUCAGAAAAGCUGUUCAGUUGUAUUGCAGCCAUUCAGAUGCAGAAUAGCACCAAAAAAUGGACUCAGGUCUUCACAUCUGUAAUGAAGGAUAUUAAAGAAGGAGACAAGAACAGUAGUCCUGCUUUGAAAAGCUAGUCUUCAAAAUUGACAGAUGAAUUGACAUAUAAAAGGUGGUUUUUGGAUAAAGGUUUUUUGUUUCCUAUAUAAAAGGCAUGGAAGAAAAUGUUGAAGAUAUCUAAAAGAAUCAAGAGGUGGAAAACUGCUGAUUUUAGAUUUUAUGGCUGAAGUAAAUGAAAUAAGUAACUUAUUGACAGUAUUAAUAAAAUGUUAUUUUGUAGGUAGAGUCAUUUUUCAAAGGAAAAAGUUUAAAUGGUGAGUUUAUACUCCACAAUUUGGAAUAAACAGUUUAAUGCAAUAAAUUUUUAAAAUAGUUUUGGAGAUAACUUCAAAUUUUUACAUCUUUUCUUUUGUAACUGUUACCACAAAGAUACUCUGGAGGUUAGAACAGGAUUGUUAAGUACUACUGCUACCCUCCAAAGUACUAUAGUACAGACAUUGUUUCCAGUUUUGAACUUUUGAAGAUAUUAUAGACCAGUAGUAAACAAAUUGGUUGUAAAUUAUCUAAGUCACUGAAGGUGUCAUUUAUCUUCAUUCAUAAGUUGGGGUAAAUGUGAGUUAUCUAGGAACUGGAAAUGUUGGUGGGUGAUUGUUUAUUGUUUGUUUAGAUGUUUUUCCACAGUACUGUGUUCACUUUUUUUUUAAGGGAAAUUUGUUGUCUUCCUUAAGGAAUUUCUAUCACUCAGAAUUGUAGCUGUUCUGGUUCUAGUCUAACAAAUUAUUCAUCUAAUAAUUUGACAUUAAGAAAACUAUAACUGGUAGAAGGAAAGUUCUUUGCACUUGAGUGGAUUGAAGACUUGACUUUGAGAGUAAGUCCAGAAACUUAUGAAGUUUCUCAGUGAUAAGAGUAAAAAGUAGUGUAUCCUGAGAGUUCUUAAAUAGCAUGCUACUUGGCAAGACUUUAUAUUUUUUUAGUUACAAUUCUUCCACUGUCUAUAGAAACAAAAUUUGUUAACUCCAGUUUGAAAUUUGAAAUCUAAUAUGUAGCUAAAUCUAUGACUUGUAAAACACUAUGCAUAAUUUUUCUAAUCAGUAGAAAUUAGAGUGAAAGAAAAAGAUAAAGUUAAUUUUUUUUUCUAAGUCUACAUCCUAUCUCUUAAUUCAAUUGCCUGAAGAAGCUGUGUGAGGAGAUAGUCUGGUUAUUGGUUCCUUUAUCUAUCAAUGCCAUCGUAAUCUCUUCACAUGUUACACUAAAUGCUGCCUGUAACCCAUCCUCAUCUUCUUUACUCAUCAUUGCUUUCUUCAAGGAAGAUCUAGAUACUGCCUCAUCUACCUCAUUAUCAGCUAGUGACUGAUCUAGUUAGUGACUCUUUGGAAGACUGAUAGCCUCUAAAUGAGUUAUCCAACUUCCACUUCCUCCCAUUGGCCACUUUACAUAGGUUUGAGAACUUAGCAGGUGCUAAAUCCUCAUGCCCACGGAGGCAAAAUACUUUGAGGAAUGGGAACAUCUCUUCACUGUGUUCUUGGAUCAGCCUUCUCUCAACCACCAAGAAAUGCAUGAUUUCUCUGCCAACUCCGGAAAGUAGUGCUGUAUGAUUGUAUCAUUCUUUGAUGAAUUCUUUCAUUGAAACAUAGGGAGUCAUUUCCAAAAAGGUAGUUAUGAGCUUAAAUUAAAUUGACUUAUGAACAUUUUGCCUGUGGGCCCUACAGUGUCAUGACCCUCCAGUUGAAACAGAGCAUGAAUUAUUUUUUUGUUGAGUUCUUGAACUGCUAACCAGGUGUAUGUUUCCUUGAAGUCCAGAGCAGGAUCCAGGUCAGAUGAAGGAGGUGGUAUACCUGGCUUAACUGCAGAAAAUAGAGCAUUGAACUUCUUCACAAUGAGCUGCAUUGGGUUUCUGUUUGGCUUUCUCACUGAAUAGUAAAUUAGGGAAAAUGCUGCUUUUACUAUUUUGCAUUUUAUGUCAACAUUUACAGCCUUUUCCCAGUCAGGUGCUGUCCAAGGAACAUGUUUCCUUUGGGAGGUCUGAACAGCAUGAUCUGGCUUGAUGUAUUUCUUGAGCUCUAGUACCAUAUUAUAGAGUUGUUUAAAUGUAGCCAACAGCAGUGUCAGAACAAUUGACAUUGUCCCUCCAAGAUUCAAUGCAUUGGCUUUCAGAGAGCUGCUACUAGAGCCAUACAUGAGGCAGUGAACACAUCUUUAGGUGGUGGCAAGGCUAUAUCUGAUUAAUAGAGAUCUCUGAUCUCUAACGACAUAUUGCUAUUGUCCUAUUACAUUUAAAUUUGAACCUAAACUAAAUCACUUGAGUGUUAUGAGUGAUGUCUAUAUAACAUGCCAUUUGGCUAGAUGUAUAGUGCGUUUUUAUGUUGCAGUUUGGUUUGAAACAACACUUAAGCACACUAUUUCUGUUAGUGGUAUAUAGUUUUCAAACUAACAAGCUGUGAUCCUUGUUAGUGUAGUGACUGCCUUUUUAGGAGUAUGGGACCCUAGGGUGCCCAUGUAUUUUUAUCCCGUGGGUCAUUCUAUCCUAGGUACUACUAGAAGACCCCUCAAAAGGUAACUGCUAUUAUAGGGACUUACUUAGUGGAAACUGGUAGUAUAAUAAAAUAUUGAAGGAGGCUACGGUCUUAGUAGGUUUUAGAAUGACCUUUUAACUCCACUAACUACUUACUUGGUGUUGAUGUCCCUAAUAGAGGAAAUACAACCUCUAGCAGUAAUCUCAUUCAGGUUAUACUACCUGCCUAAAUUUAAUCAUACUUGUAUGUAUUUGUUUCCUCAGUUGGAACUAAGUUACUGUAUUUCUUUUAUUUUUUUUAUUAUUGUACAGUUUCUUUACCUUUCAAGUAUAAAUGUGUAUAUAAAAUGUAAAUACGAGGAAUUCACUAAAAACCACUCAUAACAAUUACUGUGUAAAUAAAACUGGUAAGCAGAGUAAUUA